UGCUUACAUAACCUUCGAUCAAAAUACAACAAUCUGUUAAAUUUGCAACUCUAACGACAAGCGAAUCCGCUACACAAACUCGUUAAAUAGGUUCCAUGACAGUACUUCAUGUUGUCGAAUAUCACUGGUUUAGGCACACGACCAGUUAAUUCCGAGACAAAUCUCGAGCCCCCUUACAAUUGUUUUUUUUCGGAUCGGUGCAAAAUUCUUUUUUUGCAAUUAUAAAGUUCAUAAUUAGCCGCUUUAAACUAAUUCCAAUCUUAUACACAAUUCUACACAUGAUUUGGAAAGUUAUAUUAUUAAUCGGAUUAAUACAAUACGCAUGUACGACCCCACCUGCAUGUUUUCUAAGCUGUAUCAGUGAAGUCACUAGAUCUUUAUGUGAUUAUGGAUUACCGGAUUUAACAUGUGCUUGCAAAAAUGAAAAUUCCCUAACUGGAUGUCUUGUUGAUAUCUGUCCCUAUGGCACGUUCUUAAGCGCCAGAGACCAUUUCAUCGGUACUUGCUUAGAACAUGGCCGGCCUUCAAUUACAAAUCCGUUCCCGCCACCUUCAAUAUGGCCGGCUAACAAUGCACAAGAAGUAUUCCGUGAGGUGAAUGAAGAAUAUGACGAUAUCACCCAAGGAAUUUCUCAGAAUCCACCUCCAACUAGUUCAAGCAUGUCAAGUCAGAUAAACCAACCACAUAAAUCUUCAGCAAGAGUUCAAUCAACGCCUCAUUAUCCACCUCCAAAAUACCUUUCCCAUUCUGAUGUUGUUGAUGAUAAUAAUGAUGAUUCUGAUUAUGAUCCUAAUGCGUACUUUCAAUGGGAAGAUACAGAUUCUCUUGAUGAGUAUGGAAAUUUCAUCAUUAUUAGAAGACCAGUAAACGUUCCAAAACAAUUCCGAGAUCCACGAAACGUUGGUAAUUCAAGAAGAGUGUUCAUUAGAUAUUCCAGCGAUCAUUCUAAUAGACGAGUCAACAUUGUCAAUCCUCAUACCUUAAAAGCAAAGGAAACACCCAAGCAACCGAAUAAACUUAUCAAAUAUACCAUUGAUACACCCGAAGGUCAAUAUCGAGUUUCGAAAAUACGGUCAGGAAUGUAUUAACUCGUUUAUAUAUUAUUUUGUUCAGUUCCAAAUAUAUUCUUGUGUGUUUUCCUGUCUACUUUAAUGCUGACGAUGGUUUCACGGGGCACACUAACCAAGCCAAUUUCUCUGACAUGUAAGUUUUUGUUGUUUAAUCUGUCAACCGAAGUUUCAUACACAUUUGAAAGGAGUAAGUUUCCAAAUGGAUCAAUUACAGUAAGUAUUCCUUCAAGAAUACGCGAGUCAACUACUCUGACGUGUAAAUUGGCACCAAUGAAUUGAGCAGGAGCUAUAGACGACAUGGUAAAUUCAGUAAAGUAC
Messenger RNA from Spathaspora passalidarum NRRL Y-27907, 1388 nucleotides. It is a transcript of the gene CCW14, whose product is annotated as Ccw14p. The transcript has a single exon. NCBI's taxonomy places the organism in Eukaryota, Fungi, Ascomycota, Pichiomycetes, Serinales, Debaryomycetaceae. The record is from RefSeq and is a predicted model, not a curated record. The coding region runs from base 279 to 1088 and encodes 269 amino acids.